GUUUGUUUACCUGUUUUCCGCGACCGCGAGUGCGUCGAUUGCUGCUUUUCUUUAAACGUUAUUAGCUAGCUGACAUUAGUCAUUCGUUUCACAUUUCACAUUCGUUCGUAGCACGGUCAACUUGUUACUCCCUCGCUACGCAAAAUUCGACUUGUCAAAGUUUCCUUCGGAACGUAGCAAUCGGAAGCUAUACAGUAUAUUUUCGCGGUACGGCGCCCGGUUUCCGGUUCAUGAGCAGCAGCAGCAAACGGUUGCUAGCUAAAAUGGUCAACAAGCACUACGCCAAGAGCUGGGAAGAGUUCACCCAACUGGCUGCUAGCCUUGAGGGCAAAGGCCAACCGGUUCAUGUCCUUUUCACCGGAGAUAAGGACGAGAACGGUUCUAGCUGGUGCCCUUAUUGCGUCAAAGCCGCCCCAGUUGUCCAGGAAGCGCUCAAAGUGGCCCCGGAAAACAGCCAUUUCAUCAAUGUGGAAAUCGAUCGCCCAUUCUGGAAGGAUCUCAACAAUCCCUAUCGGAAGGACACCCGCACCAAUCUGGUGUUCCUGCCGACAUUAUUGCGUUGGAAAUCGCCGCAACGUUUGGAUGGCGAACGGGUUUCGAACAAGGACCUAGUCGAGAUGCUUCUGUCCGAUGAAGAUUGAGGUGGUCAAUUCGAAUCCAUUUCCAACGCAUCUUAUUCGGUGGUUCGGAUCAAACAAUAUCUCGGUUUUAUGUAUCUUUCAAAUGGUCUACUGCUCUUAUAAUAAACAUCUUUAACCCAAA
Messenger RNA from Uranotaenia lowii, 762 nucleotides. Its product is annotated as thioredoxin domain-containing protein 17-like. Gene Ontology annotation, cellular component: cytosol. Gene Ontology annotation, molecular function: protein-disulfide reductase [NAD(P)H] activity. The coding region runs from base 231 to 641 and encodes 136 amino acids. The transcript has 3 exons. The record is from RefSeq and is a predicted model, not a curated record. NCBI's taxonomy places the organism in Eukaryota, Metazoa, Arthropoda, Insecta, Diptera, Culicidae.